AUGUGGGGGAUCCUUCUCCUCGUAUUUCUCUUCACUCUGUGGUUCCACCUAAAGCCAGACUUCGGAAACAGCGUAAAAUACUUUGUCGCGUACUUGCUACUUCGCUGCAAGAAGUUCAGGAAUGAGAAGCGGAUUUGGAACGUCGCUCCUCGCCCGAAAGAUUUCGAGAAAGCGGGUCUGCUUCCAACGUCGUUGGAGAAAGAUUUCGAAGCUCCUCGAUGGGGGUUCGGGGAGGAAGUCCUUGAAUUUCGCGGCAUUUGUGCCGAGGACGAUGCGCAUUUGUGGCUGAAAAUUUCUCGACUUCGUCGUUCUACCAUUGCGGUUCGAUUUCAAGUGAAACUUGCCGGUGGGUCGAUUCUCAAGUUGCCCGUUGAGACGCCGUUCAGACGUUGCAGCUGGAACGAGGAGCGGUUUCUUGGCAUGGGAUUUAGAGUGGAAUGUCUCCAGCCCAUGAUACGAUGGAGAGUUGCAUUCAACGGGAUCCUCGAGGAUGAGAAAGGGAAGCCUCAUCACGGGCAGGUUCGAUUCAUUUGGUCAGUAAUGACUCCCGUAUUCGACUAUGACUAUGACUGGAAUCCGAAGCUGCGAGCUUCUAAGUGGAAUGAUAGUGGAUCGUUGGAUAUGGCUCAACUUCUAGGGCAUCCUGUAGUUGAUGGCUAUGAAUCUUGGGGAUUCAUUCAAGGUCUGCUUGACAUCUCAGAACAGGAAAGUAAGAAUUUCAUAUUCCGAGGUCCAAGAAUUCAUGCAUGGAGUGGCAAUCCUGAGUUGCACCGGUGUGAUUCUGUCUCGAUUUGGUUGGAAAAUGGCACUAUGAUCUCUGCUCGCAAGGAAGGUCGCGACAGGGAAGGGUAUGUAGUUCACAGCGAUUGCACACUUCAUCCCAUGACGAAAUGUCUUCUGCCGAUCUUCCAGGAUGCCCAUAAGCAUGUGUUUGGAAGUGCCUCCACCAACUUCAGAGAGUAUCCGCUAGAAAUAUUCACUGGCGAUGUGGAGUCAUCACACGGUCUAAACACCCUCAAGGUUCUUUCUCGUAGCUGGAAAGGAUGGGGUCUAUCUCUAUCGGGAGAGAGGUCGGAUAUAGAGAACAUGCUGAUGAUGGUUAACGACGAACCAGAAAAUAAACGCUUAUCUGGAAGAUGCGAAAAAGUGAUAGCACUCUCGGAUACAUCGUGCGAAAACCCCAACGCAGUGGGUGGGAAGGGGAGUUCGCUAGCUGUAGCCUUUCGACUACAGAGAUAUUCUAAAUGCCUAGAGGAUUUCAUAGUCCCUCGGGGAAUGUGCCUUACUGCUGCGGCAGGACGCGAUCACGCGAUAUCUACCCCUGCCAUUGCCAAUGCCAUCAGUCUCCUCAAAGAGACACGUGACGAAAAAAAAAUUCAAGCUGCAUGUGACGAUGUCGUCGAAGCUUUUCGGAAAUCGCAAGUCUUGCCGGAAUUACAGGGAAACAUUCAGGUUAUACUGAGAUCCAUCUUUGGACGAGAUUGGGAGAAGAUGUCAUUUGCCGUGAGGUCAUCUGCCUUGGGUGAAGAUGGGGAGGUGAUGUCAGCAGCUGGUCAGAACGAAACCAUUCUCGGUGUCGUCGGGAAGGAAAGCCUCAUGGAAGCGAUCCUAACAUGCUGGGCUUCUCAGUUCGCUUUCAGAUCCGUGACAUAUAGGAGGCAGCAUGGUCAAUCAGUGCAUGCGGAUAUGGGCAUCGUCAUCCAAGAAAUGGUGGCUGCAGAGGCAGCCGGAGUUCUCUUCACGUGCCAUCCUCUCUCGGGUCACCCUGGAUUCAUGAGCAUCUCGUCUAAUUUCGGCAUCGGAGAGACAGUCGUGUCUGCCUCUGCUGACCCCGAUUCCAUCAUGGUCACGAGAGAUUCCGAUCGCUCGUUCAAGCUGGAUAGCGUUGAGAAAGGCGAGAAGCAGAAACGACUUGUAAUGAAGGACAACUCUCUCGUGGAAGAGGAAGGUGCAGAACGUGACCUGAUUUCCUUGUCCGAAGACGAUGCCAAGAGNGAAUGUCUCCAGCCCAUGAUACGAUGGAGAGUUGCAUUCAACGGGAUCCUCGAGGAUGAGAAAGGGAAGCCUCAUCACGGGCAGGUUCGAUUCAUUUGGUCAGUAAUGACUCCCGUAUUCGACUAUGACUAUGACUGGAAUCCGAAGCUGCGAGCUUCUAAGUGGAAUGAUAGUGGAUCGUUGGAUAUGGCUCAACUUCUAGGGCAUCCUGUAGUUGAUGGCUAUGAAUCUUGGGGAUUCAUUCAAGGUCUGCUUGACAUCUCAGAACAGGAAAGUAAGAAUUUCAUAUUCCGAGGUCCAAGAAUUCAUGCAUGGAGUGGCAAUCCGGAGUUGCACCGGUGUGAUUCUGUCUCGAUUUGGUUGGAAAAUGGCACUAUGAUCUCUGCUCGCAAGGAAGGUCGCGACAGGGAAGGGUAUGUAGUUCACAGCGAUUGCACACUUCAUCCCAUGACGAAAUGUCUUCUGCCGAUCUUCCAGGAUGCCCAUAAGCAUGUGUUUGGAAGUGCCUCCACCAACUUCAGAGAGUAUCCGCUAGAAAUAUUCACUGGCGAUGUGGAGUCAUCACACGGUCUAAACACCCUCAAGGUUCUUUCUCGUAGCUGGAAAGGAUGGGGUCUAUCUCUAUCGGGAGAGAGGUCGGAUAUAGAGAACAUGCUGAUGAUGGUUAACGACGAACCAGAAAAUAAACGCUUAUCUGGAAGAUGCGAAAAAGUGAUAGCACUCUCGGAUACAUCGUGCGAAAACCCCAACGCAGUGGGUGGGAAGGGGAGUUCGCUAGCUGUAACCUUUCGACUACAGAGAUAUUCUAAAUGCCUAGAGGAUUUCAUAGUCCCUCGGGGAAUGUGCCUUACUGCUGCGGCAGGACGCGAUCACGCGAUAUCUACCCCUGCCAUUGCCAAUGCCAUCAGUCUCCUCAAAGAGACACGUGACGAAAAAAAAAUUCAAGCUGCAUGUGACGAUGUCGUCGAAGCUUUUCGGAAAUCGCAAGUCUUGCCGGAAUUACAGGGAAACAUUCAGGUUAUACUGAGAUCCAUCUUUGGACGAGAUUGGGAGAAGAUGUCAUUUGCCGUGAGGUCAUCUGCCUUGGGUGAAGAUGGGGAGGUGAUGUCAGCAGCUGGUCAGAACGAAACCAUUCUCGGUGUCGUCGGGAAGGAAAGCCUCAUGGAAGCGAUCCUAACAUGCUGGGCUUCUCAGUUCGCUUUCAGAUCCGUGACAUAUAGGAGGCAGCAUGGUCAAUCAGUGCAUGCGGAUAUGGGCAUCGUCAUCCAAGAAAUGGUGGCUGCAGAGGCAGCCGGAGUUCUCUUCACGUGCCAUCCUGUCUCUGGUCACCCUGGAUUCAUGAGCAUCUCGUCUAAUUUCGGCAUCGGAGAGACAGUCGUGUCUGCCUCUGCUGACCCCGAUUCCAUCAUGGUCACGAGAGAUUCCGAUCGCUCGUUCAAGCUGGAUAGCGUUGAGAAAGGCGAGAAGCAGAAACGACUUGUAAUGAAGGACAACUCUCUCGUGGAAGAGGAAGGUGCAGAACGUGACCUGAUUUCCUUGUCCGAAGACGAUGCCAAGAGGCUUUGUAUCAUCGGAGAUUUCCUCCAGGGCGAGAUGGGAACCCCUCAAGAUAUCGAAUGGGCCAUCGCCGAUGGAGACAUAUUCAUCCUCCAGUCACGACCCGUGACCACUCUUCAUUCCUGGUCGGAUCACGAACUCAUCCACGAAUUCGAUACGGGUCUGUUUACGGAUCACGAAUACACCAGCACAGGAAACAUCGCGGAGUCUUUCCCCGGUGCUAUUUCUCCUCUUACCAUGACGUUAUCCAUGAAGUCCAUCGAUUCGGGCACCCAGGAUUUAUUAUUGAAUCAACCUGACCAUUUCGCCCCGGCUCUCAUGAAAACUCUAGUGCUCUCUCAUUCCAAAGGGUUGCUUAAUGUCGUGAACAUGCUAUUCAAGGAUUCCGAGGAAAAGAUUGAUCCCGGAAUACGAGCUUUUCAAAUUGUCGCUUUCGGUCGUCCAUACGAAGACAAGGAAAUGCACUCGAUGGGCUUGGAACGAUUCGGAGCGAAAAGCUCCUUUCAGAAAGCUUGUGAGAUGCUUCACAUCUUCCGACGGUACUUCUUGUCCUCCUGGACGAUGAAGACAGCCAUUGCAUCUUACGGAUCACUCGAUAUCACUUACGACCCAUCACUAACAUCGCAGGAAUUAUACGCACUCAUGACUGAAUCGUCUCUGCACAUUCGGAACGUUAUCCGAGUGCACGUGGAAAUGGCAUUUAUAACUGCCAUUUUGGAAGUGAUUAUGCUGAGUAUCCUGGCAAAAGGGAAUGUGGAUUUCAAUACAGAAAGCUACACGGAUGCAGCGGAGCUUCUCCAAUGUGCAACGGAUGUGGAGUCUGUGAAAAUUCCGAAGACCAUUCGAAGGAUGGCUUUGCUUGCAAAGGCAAAGGGUCAGGAUUUCCUCACGUUGUCUGUGGAAGAUGCCCUUAAGUACCUCGAAAAGGACAAAGGAGCUCUUGGUGACAUUUUCCGAGACUUCAUGUCUCGGCACGGACACAGAUGCAAGCAGGAAGUGGAUAUCAUGACUGCGCCCUGGUACGAAGAUCCGAGCGACAUCAUCUGUACGAUCCAGACGAUCGCCUCCGACAUGGAGACGAAAGCAGAAGUAAAACAAGAAGAUAAGCAUCGAGACGUCGGCGUUAUCAUAGACGGCCUGAAAACGGAGCUGUCCGAUAAGGCCAAAUGGAUCCUCCGUCGACUGAUUCCGAUGUGCCGGAAUGCGAUCGGUCGCAGGGAGAUGGCACGCUCCGUGUUCAUCAGGGCGGUUAAAGUCGUCCGGAAAGUAGUGUUGGGACUCGCAGACCGAAUGGUUCGAGAUGGAUACCUGCCUGAUAGGGACCUCAUAUUUUUCCUCACCUGCUACGAGAUCGGGGAGCUGUUGGAGAAACGAACGCCGAGUCUCAUCCAAAGAGCAGAGAAACGUAGACGGAUCUUUCCCAAAUUGGAUUCGCUGAAAUUUCCCGAGCUGAAUCGAGGCAUUCCCAUUCCCGAAAAUGAUGAACCCCUCGAGUUUCUCCCUGGCGAUCCAAACGCGUCGAAGUUGAAUGGGACGCCCGUGUGUCAUGGAAUUGCACGAGGCAUCAUCCGCGUCGUUGUGCACCUUAAAGACGCUCACGAGAUUCAAAGAGGUGACAUCUUAGUGACGGGAGGGACUGACGUCGGUUGGUCUCCUUAUUUCCCUGUCAUCGGAGGCUUGGUCACGGAGAUCGGGGGACUCUUGUCGCACGCUGCCGUCGUCGCAAGAGAAUACGGACUUCCUUGUAUCAUAGGGGUGAAAAAUGCGACAAAAAUUGCGAAGUCGGGAACCAUUGGAAUUUUGGACAGUGGGAAAGGAACACUUAUCAUGGAGCAAUCUUGA
Darwinula stevensoni is the source of this 5394-nucleotide messenger RNA. The record is from the annotation of a GenBank genome assembly. NCBI's taxonomy places the organism in Eukaryota, Metazoa, Arthropoda, Ostracoda, Podocopida, Darwinulidae.